GAAUCGCCUUCAUCAAUAAACAAGCAAUCCCAUCAACAUCAGUAAAACACAAUGUCUCUCUCUUCAACAGCAGAAAUCAAGUCGGUGGUGUUUCCUCAAUUUAAAAACUUUCCCACGGACAUCCGCCUAAUUGUGUGGGAAUACUGCAUUCCCCCAUCUAGGGUGGUUGUUUUGACUCACGAACCCAUCAAGACGCCCGUGAAUCGUGUGGACGACAUUUGGGCGUUCAGAUCACAAACUCCAGUUCCUGCCAUCUUAUUUGUCAAUCGAGAAUCUUAUCAUAUCACAACGAAAUUUUAUGAGCGCACGUUCAUAAACGGGUAUCGCGAAGGCACCCAUACUCUUGCCGAAACCUGGUUUGACUUCAAAAGGGAUAUUCUAUAUCUGCCUCAGCAACAUAUAGCCGCCCAGCUCAGCGAUUUUCUCUCUGCUCUUCCCCGAUCAACUCAUGGCAAUCAAGAUACAGGAGGCUUUAAUAGAGUGGAAAACCUUGCAUUACCAAUCAGGUGGUUGCCCAAUUUUGCACGUGUUUCGGACGGCACCAUACAUAAACCCUUGACCAGACUGUUAGGCACAUUUGGCAGUGUAAAAAAAGUCUAUUUUAUAGCUGGUCAAGACCCCCCGCACCCUUGUACAGAGAGUGAUGUUGUUUUCCAGGAUGGAUGGCAUCUUCCUUGCAGGUGUAUUGAAAUGUUUGAGCUUUCAAAAGCGCGCGAUGCUACCCUUUUAGCUCCAGAACCAUUUCCACCAUAUUCUGUUGCAAGGCACAUGGUGGAAAACGAAAGUUUUGUCGUAGAUGAAGAACUAUUAGGUAUUGAUAGGGAGAAAUGGAAUGAUCGUGUUGCAACUCGCUCACAAAGCCUUGCGAUUAAUAUUACAGGUGAACGAGAUGGACCUGACGAAAGACAUUGGGAAAUGCCUGAUUUUGAGACCAGGAUAUUGGUCAGUCAGGACUAUCAAGUGAAGUUCGAAGCUCAAAGGCUAGAAUAUCUCAACAUGAUUGAGGAAAAUGUGAAGAGGCAUGAGAAUCACAAGGAAGACGAAUGUAACUGCCAACUUGUUAGCUCCUCCGACAGGAUAUUCCAGGGACAACGAUAGGAACUCAGAGGAUUGUAUGGUUGUUGAGUCCUUCUCUUCGAGUGCCUGCCUCAAUCUACUCUCAAGGUACCAUGACGGCUAGUUUGGAUACACAAAUCCGCAUGGAUUCCAUUAAAUAAUCUACUCUUUUUGAAAGCGGAUUUUGAGGCCGUAUUUGUAUGCAAAGUUGGUAAAAUCGUAAGUUUUGUCUCAUGCUUUAUAAUUAUGAGCGUUUCA
Messenger RNA from Botrytis cinerea B05.10, 1314 nucleotides. RefSeq lists its product as hypothetical. The transcript has a single exon. The record is from RefSeq and is a predicted model, not a curated record. The coding region runs from base 52 to 1098 and encodes 348 amino acids. Lineage: Eukaryota; Fungi; Ascomycota; Leotiomycetes; Helotiales; Sclerotiniaceae.